Fusarium musae is the source of this 984-nucleotide messenger RNA. RefSeq lists its product as uncharacterized. Gene Ontology annotation, molecular function: DNA-binding transcription factor activity, RNA polymerase II-specific. NCBI's taxonomy places the organism in Eukaryota, Fungi, Ascomycota, Sordariomycetes, Hypocreales, Nectriaceae. The transcript has 2 exons. The record is from RefSeq and is a predicted model, not a curated record. Gene Ontology annotation, biological process: regulation of transcription by RNA polymerase II. Bases 1 to 984 code for a protein of 327 amino acids.
AUGUCCCUUCAGCGCCUACAGUCAAAGUAUACCUCGAUCAUCUUCGGUUUUUCCAUCAUUUCCUCACCGAAGCAUAUCCACCGCAUCCAUAUGGCGCCUCAGCUGUGUGGCAGGACGUGGCUGCGCUCUCGCACAAGGUAUAUCUAUCUCUCCGUCAAUCUGCCUCCAGAUAUCGUGUCUGACUCGAAUCCACAGUAUGAAUUUCUGGCCUCAAGCAUACUAGCUCUUGCGGCCCAGCACCUGACUGUGUCCAAUAAAGCCGACUACUCUGUGGAGGCUCUGAAUCUCAGAAUCUCCGCUAUUCGGGGUUUAAAUGAUGCGCUAUCGCAACCUUGUCAUACCGUGAUCGAUGCGGACGCCCGUUAUGCUGCAAUCAUCGGCCUCACCUUUCAGUCUACCUACAUGCCAGACGGCCUGAUGGAGUUCAUAGCAAUGAUGCGUGGAUGGAUGCUCAUCUCGACCACUUUGGUGACUGAUCAUCAGAUAUCCAUGUUCCGUCAAUUCACACGCGAUUCGUGGGUUGGAGGCAUGGAGAAGUUUGUGGAGGAGCAGCACGGAUCUACCGACGAAAUAGUCAUUGAAGAUUUUCUCGCAUCCCUCAAAAUACUUCAGCCCUUACUUCAAGGACAAGCUGAGCUGCAGUACCUCUCAAGACUGGAGAGAUUAGCUCUACUGAGCAAAACAUCACCACGAGACGCACUCUUGGAAAUGGUAUUCUGCUAUGCUUUGACAAACAAGAUGACGGAUGAAGACUACGCCCGCUUCACGGAUCCUUCCAACUACCGAGCCCAGAUUCUUCUUGCGCAUUUCUUGGUACUGAACCAUAUGCUGGAAGAAUGCUUCCUCAGCACUUCUGGUAGACGGUUUGCCUUUUUGAAACAGAUCACUCGGUCCUGGAUCUUGAAUAUUGGGAGACGUUUGCCUGACGGUUUGCAAAGGUUCAUCAUGUGGCCUUUGGGCCAGGCAAGAGAUCUUUCUGCUUAG